AUGGAGAGCAACAAGCCCCUAUUUGGGAUUGCCGCGACACCCACAGACAAACCAGCGGGUGCAGCAACGGACGCUGCAGCGGAAGGAGCCGAUAACCUCAAAUGUGCGACUGGUCAGGACGUGGCCGGGGUAGCCGUGAGACCGAUCGAAGAAACGGCACCCGUCUGUCAAUGCUUAACACAGCCAAUCGAACACACGGCAACCAAGGACAUGGGUCACGAAGAGAGACUCCAUAUCUUCGUCGGCUUCAACAACGAAUGUCCACGGUAUUACCCAGGCAGCGUCAUCAAAUACAUAUCGUAUUUCGGCGGAUGGCCAGGAGGACAAGGACAAUUGAUCAGCGACACGAUGUGGGCUGCAGCAUCCGCGUGGAAUGCGCAGAAUAUCGGGGUGAGGUUCCAGUGGACCACGAAUCCAGCCGAGGCGACUUUCGAAGUGGUCUACGGCGGUGACAAGCCGGGUUUCGCAGCCAUGGCGUUCUUCCCCAAACCGCGGGGCGGGAACCAGGUGCUCGUGUAUUCGGCAUCUUUCACACCAGCAGGGUUGGCUCGAAUGCAAAAUUCUUUCCAGCAUGAGCUCGGACACAUCAUGGGGUUGCGACACGAGUUUGCAGACACCGAAACAGCACCCGCCGUGUUACUCGGAGCUCGGAAUUCUUUGUCGAUCAUGGGCUACGCGGUAGCCAGGACGAUACAGUCAACCGACGUCCAAUGGACUAGGGUCUUUUACUCUUUACCCAACGGGACCCCCAUUAUAGAUGCGACUCACUCAUUUCCGAUCCACGAUUACACCCCAUGA
Messenger RNA from Coniosporium apollinis CBS 100218, 798 nucleotides. RefSeq lists its product as uncharacterized. The record is from RefSeq and is a predicted model, not a curated record. Gene Ontology annotation, molecular function: metallopeptidase activity. The transcript has a single exon. The coding region runs from base 1 to 798 and encodes 265 amino acids. NCBI's taxonomy places the organism in Eukaryota, Fungi, Ascomycota, Dothideomycetes.